This is a messenger RNA of Daucus carota subsp. sativus, 1932 nucleotides long. RefSeq lists its product as uncharacterized. Gene Ontology annotation, cellular component: cytoplasm; Cul4-RING E3 ubiquitin ligase complex. NCBI's taxonomy places the organism in Eukaryota, Viridiplantae, Streptophyta, Magnoliopsida, Apiales, Apiaceae. Gene Ontology annotation, molecular function: protein binding. The transcript is spliced from 5 exons. The record is from RefSeq and is a predicted model, not a curated record. Bases 192 to 1658 code for a protein of 488 amino acids.
GAGAUGAAGCAUACAAUUUACAAACAUAAAAGACACUUGAACCCCAUGCCCCCUCCCCUCUUUCAUCUCUAGAAAACACCUCCGAUUCCAACCCCCCCCCCUCUCUCUAUAUGCAUCUUGUAAUUGAAUAGAGCAUCGCCUUUAUUUCUCAUUAUAAUCACAAUAAAAGAUUUAAUCGAAAGAGGAUUAGAAUGAAAAAGCGAGGUAGACACAACCUGGACUCGGCGAUUCUCGAUGUCUCGCAACGCGAAGUCGGCCAGAUCUCUAAUCGCAUCUUCGCUCAACGUCUCGCUGCUUCCGAGGAUCUUGUGCUGCGUCUUGAUCUUCAUGGGAAACUGGAGAUGCACAGAGGUUGCGUGAACACCGUAAGCUUUAGUUCUGAUGGUGACAUUCUUGUUUCAGGCUCUGAUGACCGCAGGGUUAUACUGUGGGAUUGGCAAUCUGGGUGUGCUAAACUGGCAUUUCACAGUGGUCAUAAUAACAAUGUCUUCCAAGCGAAAUUCAUGCCGUUCUCGGAUGACAGAAGCAUUGUCACAUGUGCUGCUGAUGGGCAGGUGAGGAGUGCUAAGAUUCUUGAACGUGGUCAUGUGGAAACUAAAUUGUUAUCUAGACAUCGUGGACGAGCUCAUAAGCUGGCAAUUGAACCUGGAAGCCCUCAUAUCUUCUAUACAUGUGGUGAAGAUGGACUGGUCCAACAUUUUGACCUGAGAACUGGAGCUGCUACAGAACUAUUUACUUGCCAAUCUACCCAAGAUGGUCUAAUGCCAGUUGUUCGUCUGAAUGCGAUUGCAAUAGACCCAAGAAACCCUAAUCUGUUCGCAGUUGCAGGCUCAGAUGAAUAUACUAGGCUCUAUGAUAUUCGGAGGUACAAGUGGGAUGGCUCCUCUGAUUUUGGUCAGCCGGCUGACUAUUUUUGCCCUCCACAUUUAAUUGGGGAUGGGCUGGUGGGCAUAACUGGUUUGGCAUUCUCUGAUCAAAGUGAGCUACUUGCCACUUACAAUGAUGAAUUCAUAUAUCUGUUCUCGAAGGACAUGGGGUUGGGACCCGAUCCAGAUUUCGCCUCUCCUAAAUAUAUGGACAGUGAUGCUGAUGAAAUGAAAUCUCAUCAUGCCUCGGCUGAAUCGUCCUCCGGUAACAAUUCUAAUGUAGUAGCUUCUCCACAAGUUUACAAGGGGCAUCGAAACCGUGAAACAGUGAAGGGUGUAAGCUUUUUUGGGCCUAGAUGUGAGUAUGUUGUAAGUGGGUCAGAUUGUGGACGGAUUUUCAUUUGGAGGAAGAGAACUGGGGAGCUCUUACGAGUUAUAGAAGCAGAUAAAAAAGUGGUUAAUUGUAUCGAGGCUCAUCCUCACACAGCAGCACUGGCUAGCAGUGGGAUCGAGAGUGACAUAAAACUAUGGAUUCCAAAAGCUGCUGAGAGAGCUACUCUCCCCAAAAACAUUGAAAAGCUAAGACCUAAGGCUAGGGGCUGGAUGUCCAUGGCUUCACCUGAGGACCUGAUGUUGCAACUCUUUUCACUUCAGAGGCGGAGGACAGGUUCUGAGGACAAUGACCAGCAGUCAAUGAUACGCCAUGAGCUGCUUGAGCUUAUGUACGAUGCUAACAGUGAUGGUUCUUCUGAAGCUGAUGGCUAUACCUCUAGUGAAGACCUUUUUGGUUGAAUGUUGAUGUCUCCUUGCUCUUAGCGGGACUUGGGAAUUGUAAAUAGUAUAACAAAUAAGUGUCAAUACUUUGGAAACUUGGUGUUGUCUUUCUCAUCAUUUUGUCUGGUGUAACUUUCUGAAAUUCUACAAAUCUUUUGUUCAGUUAUCUCUACAUAAGUAAUUGGUCAAUACGGCUUGUUAUAAGCAUGGCCGUUGGACCUAGUUUAUAUACUUCUGCAAUAACUUCCGUCUGAGUACUUAAAUUUCAGUUCAACAGCAUUGUUAUCAUUUA